Talaromyces rugulosus is the source of this 2475-nucleotide messenger RNA. RefSeq lists its product as uncharacterized. Gene Ontology annotation, biological process: DNA-templated transcription; regulation of DNA-templated transcription. NCBI's taxonomy places the organism in Eukaryota, Fungi, Ascomycota, Eurotiomycetes, Eurotiales, Trichocomaceae. The transcript has 7 exons. Bases 1 to 2475 code for a protein of 824 amino acids. The record is from RefSeq and is a predicted model, not a curated record. Gene Ontology annotation, molecular function: zinc ion binding; DNA-binding transcription factor activity, RNA polymerase II-specific; DNA binding.
AUGGAACAUCAUCAGUAUAGUCCUAACAGAGCCAAGCGACCCCGUGUCGCGGAAGAGAAUCGUAAGAGGGCUGUGCGAGCCUGCGACGGAUGUCGCAGAGUCAAGGAGAAAUGCGAGGGCGGAGUGCCGUGUCGGAGAUGCACCCGCUAUCACCGCCAAUGCGUGUUCAACACGCCGGCUGAGCCAAGUGACAGAGUCAAUAGACUGCAUGAUCGCGCCGCUAGUUUCAGCCGCGAUGACGACCCUGACUCCCAACGUGUCCGGUAUAUGGAGCAAAUAUUGGCGCACUAUAUGCCCAAUACUAGCUUUGAUGUUCCCUCUUUGCGUAAAAUCGCCGAGGAUCUGCAGAAACGUCAUCACGACCUGUCCGAAUCGGAUGGGCCUCCUACUCAGGCAGAGGGGGAUGAUCUCGACGAUCUAGCCAUCGACGAAGAAGACUUUAGCAUCCGUGCUUUUUCAGACAAUACCACUCACUACUCCGGAGAGUUUUCAUACCAGAAUUUCUCGAUGAAGAUUAGACGCAAAAUUGACGAAUGGAUGCAAAACGCAGCACCAGAAGAUAAUGCCGAACCUGUGCCCUUUGAGGAAAGAUGGCGAGCCACUCAGCUACAGUCCGGAUCCUCACUUGUUUCCGCCGCCAUCACAUGCCUGCCUCCUCGCUAUGUUGCUGACUUUCUCGUCAACACUGCCUCGAAAUAUGCUAGAACGAAUAACUUUUACGUAGAAGAGGACUGGCUACGCGAUAAAUUGGCUAUCUGCUACAACGACCCGGAUAGCCUUACCUCGGUCGAUGCCGCAUCCGUCUGUGCUAUUCUCAUGACACUUGCCAUUGGGACCCAGUUUGCCCAUAUGGAAUCCCGGACACCGGUAAACAAGAUAACAAGAGAGGAGUCGACGACAGACGACCACCGAUUCUCUGAAGACGAAGUUGGUUUGACAUUUUAUCAUUUUGCCUCCAAGCUGCUGCCAGAUAUAAUUGCCAUGGCGUCUGUGAGAAGCGUUCAGGCCUGCUUGCUUAUGGGGACGUACUUGCUGCCGCUUGACACAUCCGGUUUGUCAUAUACCUACUAUGGCCUAGCAAUGAAGCUAGCUAUCCAAAACGGCAUGCAUCGGAAAUAUGCGGGCGAAGGACUAGAUUCAUACAUGCAGGAAAUCCGCAAUCGUGUUUUCUGGACAGCAUUCACUAUAGAGAGGCGAAUUAGCAUCCUCCAUGGCAGACCACCUUCUAUCACCGAUUCCGAAGUUGAUGCCGAUUUACCGGUUGAUCUUCCAGGCCUAGCGUCCACAACUACGCCAGACAACUACACAAACAUGAUGGCGCUGAUCAAAUUGACUAUGAAGCUCGGCGAAUUUGCACAGGACAUAUCGGCGCUUCGAAAAUGCCCCAAGUGGAAACAAUCAGAGUACCUCGAAAAACUCCUUGUACAGCGUCGACAACUGGUUGAAUGGUGGUCAACUCUUCCAAAAGAAAAUUCCUGUCGUGACCUCAAUCCCGCGGGGCCUCUCUUUCGUUCCAAUGUGCACCUGAAACUAGACUAUUGUUUGGCCAGGAUAUUCAUUGGGAGACCAUUUCUAUUCAGCAACGUCAAAGGCGUUAAUUUCAACGCACAACAAAAGUCCUCAGCAGGUCGUUCAAAGAUGAGAGCAAUCCUAGUAAGCGACUGCGUCGAAGGAGCUCUUGAAAUUGUUGAACUAUGCCGCCUUCUACGAGACGAGACAGGGCUUGCCCGAGCGUCCUACACCGAAUUUAGCUCCUGUCGUGCUGCCCUUCUUGUUAUCCUAGCUCAGAGCCUGACUAAACGCACAGAAAGACUUCGCAACGCCUUAUCACAGGGAAUGGGUCUGAUCAAAAUCAUGUCCAUGGGGGUCGGCUCUGCUAAGUCCGCCGUCAGUGUUAUAGAGGCACUCGAACGUGCAAUUCGUCGCCUGGAGGACUGGAGUCAAAGUCAAGCUCAAAGUCGCCAAGAAGCGCUCGAUACUGGAUACGAACUGUUCAAGAACUGGGAAAUGCUGUGGAAAACCGGGCCCCUCUCCCCAGCUACUGGAAAUGCGACACCCAGUCAUAAUAGCAAUAUUGCAGCUCAGCUCCAUCCAAUCCCAGCCAACUCUUUCUCAUCUACCACUACGCCGUUUCCUUCUGAUAAUACCAUGAAGGCCAACACUAUGGAGGUCCUGAACAAUCAACUGUUUGACCCGACUAUCAAAUUAGACCCAAUGAAUAUCACCACCAAUGCCACGGGAACACCGGCUCCCCAUCAAUUAGAUAUGGUUCAUUCACCCAACACAGGAGCUCUGCCACAGACGCCUCAUUUUGGGUUUGAAGGAUUUAUUUCGAAUUUCCCUCAGGAGCUGGACGAGUUCACAGCCAUCCCAUGUUUUGAUACCGAUGCUAUUGGACAGGCUGCAGCGCCGGGUAUGGACUUGGAUAGCGCGAUCAAUGCAGCCAAUCAGUCUCACAAUGAUUGGACUUUAUGA